Messenger RNA from Paralichthys olivaceus (Japanese flounder), 968 nucleotides. Lineage: Eukaryota; Metazoa; Chordata; Actinopteri; Pleuronectiformes; Paralichthyidae. The record is from RefSeq and is a predicted model, not a curated record.
CCAAUGAGGCCUCAGGGAAGUCAGCCAGGUCCAGCCCCUCCCCCACCAGCCCUGGGACUCAACGCAGCCUCAAGAUCGCUCCUCGUCGAUCCUCCUCCACUGACGUCAACGGAGAGUCCGAGCAGCCGGACGACGCCACUGUCGAAGUUAACGGGAAUCGAUCGGUUUCUUCCUCCAACAUCAACGAGAAAUACAAAGUCGGGAAAGUGAUCGGAGACGGAAACUUCGCUGUGGUGAAGGAGUGUGUGGAGAGGUCGACGGGACAGGAAUACGCCCUGAAGAUCAUCGACAAGGCUCGCUGCUGUGGGAAGGAGCACCUGAUAGAGAACGAGGUGGCGGUCCUGCGGAGGGUUCGACAUCCGAGCAUCAUCCAGUUAAUCGAGGUGGACGAAACUCCGUCGCAGCUGUUCCUCGUCAUGGAGCUCGUCAAGGGCGGCGACCUGUUCGACGCCAUCACCUCCUCUACUAAGUACAGUGAGCGUGACGCAAGCGCCAUGGUCUUCAACCUGUCCGGAGCCAUCAAGUACCUGCACUGCAUGAACAUCGUCCACCGUGACAUCAAGCCCGAGAACCUGCUGGUGUGUGAGUAUCCAGACGGCACCAAGUCGCUGAAGUUGGGGGAUUUUGGUUUGGCGACGGUCGUGGAGGGACCGCUGUACACCGUCUGUGGGACGCCAACGUAUGUCGCCCCGGAGAUCAUCGCAGAGACCGGUUAUGGUCUCAAAGUCGACAUCUGGGCGGCUGGAGUCAUCACCUACAUCCUGUUGUGUGGAUUCCCUCCAUUCCGAAGUGAGAAUAAUGUGCAGGAGGAGCUGUUCGAUCAGAUCCUCAGAGGGAAGCUGGAGUUUCCGUCUCCAGACUGGGACACCAUCAGUCUGCCUGCAAAGAUGCUGAUUAGUCAGAUGCUGCAGGUGAACGUAGACACUCGUUUCACUGCAGAGGAGGUUUUAUCACACCCCUGGGUGACG